UUCUUUGUAUUUUAAGUUUUGAAUUUCUCACAGCAGGGACUCUGAACUAUAUAGAUUAAAUUUGCAACAAGCUAAUUUCUUUCAUCUUGCUAACUUUUUGGGGAGCAUUUGUUUUGGUAGAUUUAGAUCAGGGCUGUCAAACUCCCAGCGCACAGGCCGGAUGUGUCAAAUGCUGGCCAUGCCCAUGCCCAAUUUAACGAAGGGGGAAAAAUAUCCCGAUACAUCACGUGACACCACCGUGACGACGUGAGUUUGACACCCCUGGUUUAGAUCGUGUGCAACUCUGAGCAUAAUAUAAUUGAGCAGCUUGUUGUGACUUUCCCAGUUAUUCAGAAAUCAUAAAUUAAAUAACAUAGAGAUGCAGUGAUUAAAAUUUUUGCACUGUAUGAUUUUUAAAAAAAUAUAACCCUGAUAAUAACAUCCCAGGUCAAGUGACAAAAGAAUCUAGGUCUGUUCCUUUCGCUAAUGGUUGCUAGCUUUUCUGUAUGUAAGAAGUACAGGUAGUUCUCAACUUACAACCACAAUUGAACCCAAAAUUUAUGUUGUUAAAUGAACUUUGUCCCAUGUUAUGACUUUUUCUUUUUGCCACAGUUGUUAAGUGAAUCACUGCAGUUGAUACGUUAGUAACCCGGUCGUUAAAGUGAAUCUGGCUUCCCCAUUGACUUGGUUUGUCGGAAGGUCGCAAAAGUGGAUCAAUCACGUGACCCCAGGACACAGUAACAGUCAUAAAUACGAACCAGUUGCCAAGCAUCUGAAUUUUGAUGACAUGACUGUGGGGAUGCUGCAAAGGUCAUAACUGUGAAAAAUGAUCAUAUAUGUCACAUUUUUCAGUGCUGUUGUAAGUCGAGGACUACCUAUAUUUAUACACACAAGCAAUGCAGGUUUCAGUUGUUUUGGAAUUCAGCUUGGACUAGAGAUGAUCUCUGAACUGGGCAUCCAGUAGAAGAUAUUCUGAUGUUAGACAUAUAAUACAAAUUAUAUAAAGUUUGCAUCAUUCCCAUCGUGGCUCAAAUGUCACGCAGUGUGUGCAUGUGAUGUCUUGCCCUUUGCCUCCCCUUGCAGAUGCUCUGAAAUCACGUUGUGCUAAUUACAAUGUUUAUAUUCCAAUGGGCUUGUAUAGGACAACUGUCUUCAAGCUUAUCUUUUCGCAACAGUAGUUCAUUUUUGCGUUCAAAAUAGCUGUCACUUGGACAGUUAGCAAUAAUUCUGAACAUUUCUUGACAUUUGGCCUUUUAAAAGGUCAGGUAGAUGAAGUGGAAACUCAGAGGCGGUAUUUCUCUUCUUAGGUACAAAUUGCUAAUUGAAGCCAUCUUGGAAGUACUGUAGUCGUAUUCUACUGGUAAAUUGGAGUUGUUUCUUUUCAGGCUAUUUAAUUUACAAAUAUAUGACCCAAGAAAUGUACUUUUGAGGCCUUACUUGCUAGGCUGGGCUAAGCCCACCCCCACACCUUUCCCCUCUUGUCACUCAUUCUCAUCAUUUCUGGGAAUACACAAAUACCUCUUUUUCUUAUCAAUACAGCCGCUUUAAAUGAGCCUAGUGGAUUUAGAUUUUAUGUGCUGUCCUAUAUAACUGCUUUUGUAUCUGCUGCAUCGUUAAUGCUAAUUUACUAGGAUGAAUACUUUGGACUAUAGUAAACAACUCUUGGGUUUAUUGAAAUGGAAAUCCAGCUUGCAUGUCUUUGAAGCAUCCAAAUAACCAUUUGGCUUUCAAAUGGAAGAAAGCGGCAUAGCAUUAUCUCCUUGAUUCAUUAAGCUUGUCUAUAAAAUUGAAACAUUCAAGCAGAUUCAGUGCUACUCAUACAUUUAAUUGUCAAGGAAAUUUUAAAAUUCUGAUUACUAAUUAUUUUUUUGAAAGUGACUUGUAUGUUUAUAAACAUAAUGGUUUCUCUUUCCCCAAUUUGUUUAACAUAAGUUCAUGUUACUGUUGAGGUGAUUAUAAAUUGUGCUUAUACGUAAGGGCUAAAACACUUAAAUACUCAUAAUGCAGCUCAUAAUACGGCUAUGGAGGUGUUUCAGGAAUAAAAUGCUUGGGUAAUCUUCCCUAAAUCUGCAACCCAUUAAUGUAACCACUUAGAAACCAACACAAAAAGUAAUUGGUCAAGAGGAACAAUGAUCCUUACAGAGAACUUUAAAAAGCAAGUUAGAUAUUACCUAGGUCUUGCAUAAAGUGACAGUAGGGUAGUUAAUCUGGAAGAUUUCCCAUAUUUUAUAAUCACUAUGGUGAAAUAUGAUUAAUUUAAGGAAAAGAUUGAUCUAGAUUAGAUUUCACAAAAUGGAGUAUUGAAUUUGGCUACUGGCUUGAAUAGUGUGUGAUGUACUGCUGUAUUUAUAAGCAUUUAGCUAGAAUGAUCACACAAAAGGAGAAAUCAGACCAAAGGAAUUUUUUUUCUGUUCCAUAAAUGCUGAUAAUUGGAAUUUCUGGCACCAAAAAGGAGAAGACAAAAAAUGAAACAGAUGACCAUGUCAAGAGAAGGGUUGUUCUAGCCUGAGCAGGUGCCAUGGAAUAAACCACAAGCUAUUACUUUAAGUCCCAUCUGGAUUGAAGAGUUUUUCUUCUUUGUGCCACCAUAUUAAAAUGCAAAGCCAGUCUGCUUUGAGUGCCAAGGCACAGAGGAAUUCUUUAAACCUGCCAACCUAAAGACACCACUUUGAAACCCAGCGUAAAAACACUGAAGCAAUCCAAAUUCUUUAGCAACACAUGACAAGAACAUACUUUGGAAAACCUGACAUCAUUUUCAUGAGGACAGCAGGCAAAUAUAUUUCCAGCCUGGUUUAAACCAGCUCUCUGCAAAUAUCCUCGUGGAAAACAAUGGAUUCUAGUCUAGCUGUAUUCUGCACUCUUGGGAGCCCCUUUUUGGAGGCAUCCAGUUCCCGAAGCCAUUAUCAUCCCUCCCAGGCCCAGCCGUUGAGGCAGAAGAAGCAACAGACGGUUCUGAGCCCAUCUCGUUUGCAACAUAAGAAGUGCUCUGUCCUUCCUGAGGAGCCAGAACCAUUGAGUGCUUCAUCCCCUCAUUUACUGCCUGACUCCAGCUCCCAUGAGGGAAAGCCCCCUAAAUCGAAUUCCACAAGCCCCUUCAAUGAGUCAUGGCCCUCAACUGAGCACAGUUCUUCUUCCCUGACUUCAGAAGGAAAAAAGGAUCUUCCAGCACAGCAUUCAUCAGAGGCUAAGACCCUGGAUGCACAAAAGCUCCCAGAUUCUGCCUCAGACAGUGAAUCCAUUAUUGCCAAGUAUAUUGAGCGGUUUCGCUACGGGAAGCCCACUGAUCGUAAAGAGCGCUUGGCAUCUAGCGGCGGUUCAACUGAGUUCUGGUGGCUUAGCCACUCAUUUCUCCCAGAUGGAGAAUACUCUAAGAAGGAAGCAUCGCUAUCGUCAGAUAGCAGCCAAAGUGAAGUGAGGUCGUCUCUUUUCAGUCCCAUCCUGACUCAAACUGCCUUGGGAGAAAUGCAAGCCGCUACCGCAUUUGACGCUGAGACAGUGAGCCUGCAGGAAAGAGCAGCUAGGGUCAUAAGCAGAAGCAUCUCACCACUGAGUAGUUUCAGGCCUGUAAGCUCUGAGGGGUUUGAUUCUACUGCUACAUCCACCAACCCAAAUAGCACCCCAGACUUGCCUCAACAUGCUCUACAACACCCUGCAGCACACCAAGUCAAAGAAAGCUUAGUUCUUCCUUAUCAUACCACUCCAAGUUCUAAUAUAGCCCACUCUUUAAAACCAGAAGAUGACAUUCUAUUCCAGUGGCGCCUGCGACGGAAGAUGGAGGAAGCAAGCAAAGUCGUUGCUGCAAUGCCUCCUGAAGUUUGGAGGAAUCUGUGCUUCCAACCAACCUGUGCCUCUGGAAAAAUGGAAAGAGAAGUUCUGAAGUCAACUGAGCCAACCCCUCGGAGGGACACAGACCAAAAAGUGUUGUCAACUUCCGAGUCCCACCUAGAUAUUAAAUAUACCCAGAGUCAGUGCCAUCCUUGCUCCUGUGCAGGCAUGCUGAGGAAUGGAGUCACUUCUGGGCAGCGUAUUGAAAUCAUUUCCCCCAGUAAUGGGAUAGUGGUAACUGGAGGUUCUGAAGGCAGAGAUGAGCCAAUUGUGAAGGAUCCAACCCCACAAAAAGACCAUAUUCCUGAUUACCUGGAAACAUCUCCCUCAAGACCUGCAAAAGCCAAUGAGUCUUUGGGCCAAACAACUUCACGUCAUGUUCAACGGACAGCUCCAUCUGACCAGGGAAUGCACCUGGAACUCAGCAGAAGAUCAGGGCUUUGCAGAGACAAGCAGAGUCAAGCAAAACCAAUUCCAGACCCCAGACAGUCAACACGCAGCCCUACAAAGCAUUCAGUUCAACAUGUACUAUCAGAGGUAGUUGCUGAAAGGCUUUUCUUCCCACCUGAUUCUCCAGCUCUUCCUCGUGACAAACCAAAGAGAAGCUCAAGAACUUUGGGUCCAGAGAAGGCUAUUCCAAAGAACGCUGUCACUCCCACCCAUCCCCAACUCCUGAACAUGGCUGCUCAACUGCUGGAGCAGGCUGAAGACUCAGAUGGCUUGGAAUUUGAAGACGACCCUCUAUUACAAGUGUUGAGAGGUCAGAGGGAAUCGUUGCGCAACGAGCUUCGAGCUGUGGAUUUCCAGAUCACUCAGAUGGAAAGUAACUCCUUUGAUCAGGGCGUCUCUCACCGAUGACCACCUCCUGUGCUUUCUUUGUUGAACCCUGGGUGGUUUAAGGUCCCUCCCUCAAGGCAUUGCCCAGCAUUAUCAGGCACUUCAGGAUGAAUUCAGUCAAAGGGUUUUGAAGGUGCUUUUUAUUUAUUUAUUUUAUUAACUCUAGUGGUUUUUGAUGUCUGCCUGCCCUUAGCAGGCCAGCAUUUUCCUAGAAGAUAUUUUGGGAUUGCAGAAUAGCCAAGCGAUGAUGUGUAGGGAUGCCUCCACUUUAUAUUCAGUGUGCUGUUUCCAUGGUUUCGGUGUAUAUUUCACAUUGCAUUUAAAAUAAAUGUGUAUUUUUGGAUCAAAACAAAUUGUGAUAAUUUGCAGUGUACUCUAGCCAGAUACAUUGCGUCUAAUGAAAAGUGGAUCAAUGGAGUUCAAACUCAUUUGUCUCAGAGAAAUGGGAAUGAAUAUUUCCUUGUACAAAGAACAAAGGGAAUCUUUUUGGGAAGGGGGAAAAGAGUAUUUGUUUUGGAACAGAAAAGAAGGCUAAAGAUCUCACCCUCGAACCCAAAUUAAGUUUAGCUUGUUCCUUUUUUUUAAUUCCAUCUUUUCAGUUGAUAGUCCAUCAAACAUCAAAAUAUUUUCAAAAAUCCAUAAAACCCGUUAUGACAUCUUUUAGUAAAAUAAUUAAACCUGCUGGGAAACCAAUAUGAGAUCAAAAACAGUACGAGAAUUCAAGUUGGAGAAGACAGGAAAAUAAACAGAUGAACAGAAUCUACAAAGGAAAAUAAAUACAGGCCAGCUUCAGUCUGAGAAGGAUGUCUCACACAGUUAUGGGUCUUUUAGUUACGGGGUCAUGAUUCUUGCCUGCCAAACUUAUUUAUACAUAAAAAAAUUGUUAAUUGUCUUGAGCAUUGGGUGGGAAACAAAUUUCCAAAGUGCAGGUUCAAGCCCACAAGUCAGAUUUCUAGAUACUUUUGCAACUACUGAUUUAUUGAACGUACCUUACCCAACGGUAUGCAAGUUAACUUCAGUUGCAUUCAAGUGUGAACUGCUUCUAUUGUUUUUCUAGACUUUCUCCUUUUAUAGCUUACUCAACUGUCCUCAUACAAUUUUUUUAAAAAAUGUUUUAUUGCAAAUAAACCUGCUUUAAAUA
Messenger RNA from Pantherophis guttatus, 5782 nucleotides. The record is from RefSeq and is a predicted model, not a curated record. NCBI's taxonomy places the organism in Eukaryota, Metazoa, Chordata, Lepidosauria, Squamata, Colubridae.